Dunckerocampus dactyliophorus (ringed pipefish) is the source of this 1301-nucleotide messenger RNA. RefSeq names its product myeloid-associated differentiation marker homolog. The record is from RefSeq and is a predicted model, not a curated record. Bases 282 to 1145 code for a protein of 287 amino acids. Lineage: Eukaryota; Metazoa; Chordata; Actinopteri; Syngnathiformes; Syngnathidae. Gene Ontology annotation, cellular component: membrane. The transcript is spliced from 2 exons.
AUAAAAAAGGUAACGUGGUGAUAAGAAAACAGAAGCAAUCCCUCCCCCAAGCAAACAUGACAGCAAAUGAGCGACACGCUUGCGCACUGAGGACUGGCUUGCUGUCCAUUAGAGAGGAAGCGAAUCGAGGCAAAGGGAAGGGAAUGGCCCUUGCCUGUUGACACAUGCGGGGGCAGCGCUAGCACAGUGACAGGUUGCCACUGAGUGCGGUACGACCACAAUACCGUAGCAUCAUCUGGACACACGACAAGCUGAGACCUACAAGAGAAAACAAAGCAAAGAUGGUGACGGUGGACGUGAAGGCGCUGGCGGCCCCCGUGGGCAUCGUGAGGAUCCUGGAGGUGAUCUUCACCUGCAUCUCCUUCAGCCUGGUGGCGUCCGUCACCGGCCACUCCACGGACUCCUUCUGGACUUGGUGCAUGUUCACCUGGUGCUUCUGCUUCUGCGUCACCAUCCUCGUACUUUUGCUGGACUUCCUGAGUCUGGGAUCCAAGUUGCCCAUCUCCUGGGAUGACUUCACCACCGCCUUUGCCAUGCUGGCCACGCUCAUGGUGCUGAGCGCAUCCAUCAUCUUCGCGACAGUCUUCACGUGCUCCAAAUGCUCCGAACUGAUCGCGGCGUGCGUGACUUCCUUCCUGGCCUUCGUCUUGUACGCCGUGGAGGUCGGCCUGACCCGGGCCAGGCCCGGCGAGAUCAGCGGCUUCCUGUCGACGGUGCCGGGUCUCCUGAAGGUGCUGGAGGCGUACGUGGCCUGCAUCAUCUUCGUCUGCUUGCAGUACAGCAACUACCAGCUGUACGCGGGGCUGCAGUGGUGCGUCGCCGUCUACUCCAUCUGCUUCAUUUUUGCGCUGCUGGUCAUCAUUUGCACCGUUUGCCGCCUGCUGGCCCUCUUCCCGGCCCCGUUUGAUAAAGUUCUCAUUGUGUGCAACGUGUUGGCCGUCUUGAUGUACAUCACCGCCGUGGUCAUCUGGCCGUUUUACAGCUUCAAGAAUCAUCCCCGACCGGCCAUCUGCUCUCUGUUCCCAGCAUCUUGCGCGUGGAAUAUGUUGGCCGUGGUCGCUUUCAUGACGUGCGUCAACCUUAUUGCUUACAUCGUUGAUACCUUUUAUUCCUUCCGGCUUGUCUUCUUUGUGAGCAGAAGCUAAAACCUAUGGUGUUACUCCACAUGUCUGCUUUGUACCUCAUGUUACACGCUGUGUGAAAUAAGAGUGGUAAAUAGAAAAUGCGUAUGCUUUUCCUGUAAGAACAUCCAUUGACGUGCUAGGAAUAGUGAGCAUAUGCACCACAUGAAUAAAACGUGA